AUGCACGAGACCGACGUUGCUCAGCGUACAAAGGCAUCGCCAGCCAAUGUAUCGGACGUCUCUUCUCCUUCGCUCACGUCAGCGCAGUCCGUGCGUGACGCCCUCUCUGCCCUUGCCCCUCAUGCACCUGAUGCCCAGCCCAAGUUUGGCAUUCUUCAUCGCGUAUACGGCGAUGAAAAUACUCACUAUAUGGGCCAGGGCGCCUCGCUGCGAUAG
Messenger RNA from Malassezia globosa CBS 7966, 216 nucleotides. RefSeq lists its product as uncharacterized. Lineage: Eukaryota; Fungi; Basidiomycota; Malasseziomycetes; Malasseziales; Malasseziaceae. Bases 1 to 216 code for a protein of 71 amino acids. The transcript has a single exon. The record is from RefSeq and is a predicted model, not a curated record.